This is a messenger RNA of Eremothecium sinecaudum, 1143 nucleotides long. RefSeq names its product 8-oxoguanine glycosylase OGG1 (gene OGG1). Gene Ontology annotation, cellular component: nucleus. The coding region runs from base 1 to 1143 and encodes 380 amino acids. Gene Ontology annotation, biological process: base-excision repair; nucleotide-excision repair; base-excision repair, AP site formation. The transcript has a single exon. The record is from RefSeq and is a predicted model, not a curated record. Lineage: Eukaryota; Fungi; Ascomycota; Saccharomycetes; Saccharomycetales; Saccharomycetaceae. Gene Ontology annotation, molecular function: damaged DNA binding; 8-oxo-7,8-dihydroguanine DNA N-glycosylase activity.
AUGAGGUUUGAUAGAUUAUUGUUCCCAAAAGGUGAGGUUAUUUUAGCUCACGUCUUGCAAUGUGGACAGGCGUUUCGCUGGGUAUGGAAUAGUAAUAAGAACUAUUACGCGACCAGUAUGCUGCUAAAUGAUUCAUUGGGUUAUAAAAUUGUUAUAUUAAGGCAGAAAGACGAAUCCACUAUAGAGUAUUCGAUUUAUAAAGACGAUUCUGAUAAAUCGUUUGAUGCAUUAAGAACCUGUUUGCAGCAUUAUUUAAGAUUAGAUGUAUCACUAGAAAAAUUGCUUAGUGAAUGGUCGGCUGUAGACAAGAAUUUUGUUAAUAAAUGUCAUAGAGGUGUUAGAGUUUUGGGCCAGGAGCCAUGGGAAACUUUAUGCUCUUUUAUUUGUUCUAGCAACAAUAAUAUUAGUCGUAUCACCAAGAUGUGCCAUUCCUUGUGUGGUGAAUAUGGUAAAGAAAUAGGAAACCUUGAUGGGAUUUCAUAUUAUUCAUUUCCAAGUAGUAAUGAUAUCGUUCAUAAAGCUUCGGAAGAGCAUUUGAGGGAAUUGGGAUUCGGUUAUAGAGCUCGAUACAUAAUUGGUGCUGCAAAGUUAAUGCAUCAGGAUAAACCAGUUAGCAUGUCGGAUACCGAAUACAUCAAAUCAUGGCAUAAGAAGUUAUCGAAACCCGAGAUUCGCGAGCGUUUCUUGGCAUUUCCUGGGGUCGGGCCAAAGGUAGCUGAUUGCGUUUGUUUAAUGGGAAUGCAGAUGGAUGAUGUGGUUCCGAUUGACGUGCAUAUGCAGCGUAUAGCAGAGAGAGAUUACCGAUUUAAUGCUACUGCAAACAAGGCAGAAGAGCUAAAAGAACGUUAUAAAGCUCUACCAUUAACCAGAAAAUCUAUGAAUAUCAAAUUAGAGCUGGCGCGGGAAAUGUUUGCUUCGAAAUGGGGGCCUUAUGCAGGGUGGGCACAAGGCGUUAUAUUUGCACAAGAGAUAAAUAAGACUGUCGGUGCUACUACUGAGGACAUGCACUUGGUGAAGAGGGUUAAGAAAGAGGAGGAAAAGUCCAGUAGCGCUACCUUGGAAGUCAAAGUUGAAGGUAUCGAAUAUUCAAACACUGGGCGUCCGAUGAGAUGGGCGAGCAAGAAGGUAAACUACAACGUGUGA